CAAAGCAACGCAUCAUGUGAGUGUGUUUGCGGGAGUCUGACUUGAGCGCGUCUACCAACCGAGCUGAGCAAAACCAAAAAGACAUUUUUUCUUCCUGUCUUGGUGAAUGGUUAGAUUCUGCAAACCAAUGAAUGGGCAGCUGUGCGGAUGCAGCGGUGAUCCAGGAAAAAACAGUCCAUUGUUCCUGGGACGUCGGAGAAGUGUGACCUCCCUCCCUCCCCUCCGCCAAAGACGUAGAAGCCUGCUGGCAGGUAAGUCAUCAUGAGCGGAGGCGUCAACGUCAGGUCCACCCUUCGGAAUCAUCCCACGUCGGGGAUCCCGCGUGCGUCUUUACCCACCUCCCACAAAACGGAAGGGAGCAGCAAUCUGCCCAGGUCCUCGACACCUACCUCGAAACGCAAAAUCACGCACACACCCACUCAGUCUCCCUUACUUUGCCCUCGGAGCGCCAGCAAGUCCUCUCGUAGGGACGUGCCGACAAACGCUGGCUUGAAGCCUCCACUUUUGCACCAAGCAGGUGGUCGGAACUCUUCCUCAUCUUACAAUAGUCCACUGACUCAGCGGCGUGUGCCUCCGCCGCACAUUCUGGAUCGGGGGAAGCCUACACAGAUUCACACGGAUUUUUCCCUUGAUGGGAACUGUAAUAGAAAUGAAGGCUCAAAUGGCAACCAAACAACCAGCCUACGUCCUCCGCUCCAGUUCAGCAGAGGAGAGCGUUCAGCUCCCGGAGAGUUGAAUGAUGUUGUGCCAGGAAAGGAGCAAGAGCCUCCAAAAAUGGACCCAGCCCGGUCCUGCAUCUCCAAAAACGGGAACGUCUACCAAGCUCCCACUCGAGCGAUUCAUCAGGAACCCGUCAGGGGUCUGAGUGACAGCGCCGCCCAAUCAGAUGAGGAGAUGGGCACGCCGGAAGAUUCAAGUCCGGCUUCCUCUUCCAGUCUUCCGCUGCUUCCGCCGGCCAUGCCCGUAUCUUUAGACACGCCGGAUCCAAAAGAGCCCGCUCCCUCCGAAACGCGAGUAAACAUGGCCGCCGUCGCUCCCUUCAGCUUCAGGCUGCAAGUGCAGGACUCUGAUUUGUCACUAGAUGAACUGAGUGACUGUUCAUCCGGAUCCAUUGAGAUCUGCUGCGAUGACCUCACACCAGGAGGGAUGCUGGAGGCUAAUGUGGCUAACAUUAGCAUGACAGCAAAGCCCAGGGAGCUGGACCUCAGGUCUCCCGCUGCUUCUAGACAGGAUUCUUCAGCCCAGUCCAUGGCUUCAAGGAAGCCUCCAGCAAAGCCAUCUGCUCUACCCCAGGGACCCCCACGUCCCUCCAGGUCAGAGCUGAAGGUCUACCGACCAACGACCGGAUCUAUUCCGAUUCCGGUCUCGAAUCCGUCGAAACUACGCAAGCAGCGAUCACUGAGCAACUUGGCUGUGCUCACUGAUGCUGAGAAAAAGCUGCACCUGUACCAGAGUCCCAGGUGGAACGAUGACUCCGGCCAGCCUGGUCCCGGCACCAACAAAGGGCAGACAGCUCGACCCGCCAGUGGGAAAACAUCCCUAUCCAGAACACUUUCCAAAUCAGAACAGUCCCUCUUCCAAGGCAAGCCAAAACCAUUCAACUCUCAAGCCGUGACUUCAAAUGCGGCGGGUAAGGCGAGCCGGAUCCCGGCCCCUGGGAAACCUCGUGGACCUUAUGCAGAGGUCAAACCCAUUAGCAAGACCACUGAGACAAGCCAAAGUCCAGGACUAGAUCUUGCUGAACAUCCCGUUAAAGCUAACGGAGCUGGUGGUACAGGAGAUACUGGCGCCACAAAAGCUGGCGAGAAGUCAAGAUCGGCUCCCGUUUUCAGUGAGGAGAAGAAGGACAGUAAGGCGGUAGAAGGUCAAGACGAUAAGGCCUUUUUGAAGGUGGACCCGGAGUUAGUGGUGACAGUUCUGGGGGAUCUGGAGCAGCUGCUGUUCAGCCAAAUGCUUGACCCGGAAUCCCAGAGGAAGAAGACGGUGCAAAAUGUUUUGGACCUGCGACAGAACCUAGAGGAAACCAUGACGAGCUUGAGAGGGGUGCCGCUGAGCCACAGCUGUUUGGCGGGGAGCGUGUGCUACGACAGUGAUGACGCUGCUGCGUUUUCCAUUUCCAGUCUCUCCAAUCGCUCCUCGCCACUGUCAUGGCGCCACGGUCAAGCAAGUCCACGCCUGCAGGCUGGCGACGCCCCAUCUACGGUCAACAACCAAUCGGACCUUGCCCUCCGGAUCAGCCACGCCUCCCGCAUUCACCUCAUCGAAGAUCUGGACGACACGGAUCCGUCCCUGCUGAAAGGAGAUUACCUGAGCGACAGUGACCUCGGGGGGAAAAGCCCCAAUGAGGAUGACGACGACGUGGAUAUUGAUGAUCUGGGCAAUGGCUGGGACGAAAGCAGUUCCAUCAGCAGCGGCCUGAGUGACGGCUCGGACAAUCUGAGCUCCGAAGAGUUCAUCACAAGCCCCACCCUCAACUCACUUCCUUCCACGCCCAUUGGCUCCCGCAGAAACUCGGCCGUUGUGAUGCGCACAGAUGCUGAGAAAAGGUCUCUGGUGGAAAGCGGACUUUUGUGGGACAGUGACCAUGCCAAACCCAGCCGGAAGAGUUUGGGAAGCAGCACCUACGAUACAGGAAGCCUCAAGUCCGAGUCCGACAAUAAAUGGAAAAAAUCCCGGCCGCUGGCGGACGGUCACGAAGGAGUAAAGGGUGAACUAAAGAAACCUCAGACGCUGGUGUAUGGGAACGCCUUGAAGAAGGGAAGGAACCCACCGGUGGCAGUCACCUCACCCAUCACGCACACACCUCCCAGUGGGCUCAAAGUGGCAGGUACAGCGAAGACAGAUACCAAGCCUUCCGAUAAAUCUCGCUUAGCAUUGAAAAACUCCAGCCUUCAGCGCUCGUCUUCUGACGCCGGGAAAGAGCAGCGCAAUGGGAGCGCUCCUAGCGAGCCACGUAAACCUCCAUCGGGUCUUGCCAGGCCAUCCACCGGAGGGAAUUUUGGUUUCAAAAAGCCCACCCCAAAUAAUAGUUCAUCCGCCGUGAGUGCAGGUGGCAACGUUCCCAAGACAUCUGGUAUUCCUGUCAAACCGGCAGCAGGCGGACGCAAGACCAGUUUGGAUGUCUCCAACAGUGACCAGAGUGGAUUUUUGUCUCCAAAUGCCAGGACGUCCCUCCAGUACCGCUCUUUGCCGCGCCCAGCCAAGACAAGUACCUUGACUCUAACCCGGCCGAGUUCAGCGCGUCUGGUGAGCGCCACCGUGGACGCCGGCUCCGGGCUGACCAAACCUUCCGGCACGCCCCUCCAGGGCCCGAGGCUCAAAGAGCAGACCGGAUUUAAUCCUGCAGUAGGACUGACUAAAACGGGCAGUCGGGGGAUCCCGAGUCCGGUCAAUCAAACGGACAGAGAGAAGGAGAAGGAGCGAGCCAAAGCUAAAGCCGUGGUGUCGGACUCGGAGUGUGGAGGCGGAUCUUCGAAGGCCGCUCGGGCGCAGGCCGCUACGGAGAACGGAGGAGGGAGGCUGCAGGGGCUCAGACCUCCCAGUGGCAAGAGCACAGAUCUGUCAUCGUCAAACUCACACAGACUGCCUGGCUCGCGAGGCCUGACCAAGCCUCUGUCAGUUUCCCAUCUGGACAAGCUGAACUCCAACAACCCGGAGGUCAUCGCAGCUCCGGACUCCUUGCCUCCGAAGAUCCCCCCUUACUCAAAGCUUCAAGAACUAGCCAACUCCACGAGCGGGCCCCGCCUCACCCCCAGCCCCGCCCCUUUGCUCAACGUCAACUCUUCGGCCUGCUUCUCCGUCUCGGGCUUCGGCUUGGGGCCUCGGCAAGUGACUUCUCUCGGGCUGGAGGGCGGCGUCAGGAGCACCUCUCCCCUGCUCUACCCUCGCAUGUCUGGUCUGCAUCGCAGCAUGGAGUCCUUGCCUCUCCAGAUGAGCGUGGCUUCCGAUCUGCAGCAGAGGGGGCGGGAGAACUCGGUGAGAAGCUACAACUCCAGCCAGUCCAGAGAAGACGAGCGACGUGACGACAAGGGGCCCCCGGCUAGCUGGAGCUCUGGGAAUAAAGUGUCCAUGACAGAGACUGACAGUUGUCAGAGGGACAGAAACACUCUGCCAAAGAAAGGUUUAAGUUUCAGCAGUGCCUCCCAUGUUGACUGUGAUGGAAAGGAGAAAGGAGAGAGGAGACACUCUCAUAGUAUUCUCAGCAUGAGCGACUCGCUCACUCUUCCCAUGUCUUCCUCGCCGACGACGUCCUUGCACCGCUCCACCGUUAACAGUACAGUGCCAAGCCCGCUUGGUGGACCUCCAAGGAUGACUCGGUCCAACAGCAUCCCAACACAAGACGCGUCCACCGAGCUUUACGUGGCGUCUCCGCUUGGAAGCACGUUAUCGCUGGCCGAACGGCCCCGCAGUUUAGGAAUGGUUCGCUCUGGAUCCUUUAGAGACAAGGAGAUGAAUGAUGAAGUUCACGGGUCUGUGAUCUCUUUGGCGUCCAACGCCUCGUCAAGCUACUCGUCAGUGAGUGGCAAUGCCAUUCAUUCGCAGGCAGAGGAAAGGAUACAGGGCGAGCAAAUUCGAAAGCUGAGGAGAGAAUUGGAGUCUUCCCAGGAAAAGGUGUCAAAUCUGACCACGCAGUUGUCAGCCAAUGCAAACCUGGUGGCCGCCUUUGAGCAAAGUCUUGCCUUAAUGACAACCCGACUGCAGAGCCUGUCGAUAAGUCACGAGCAGAAGGAAUCUUUCCCCCCCUCCCCCUCUGCACAGGACUCUGAGCUGAUGGAGUUGCGCGAGACCAUCGAAUCGCUGAAGGUCAAAAAUGAUGAGGCGCAGGCCGUCAUACACGUAGCCUUAAACCACGAAGAUAACGAUAAAGACGGGCGUAUGCGUCGCCAGAACUCGUGUGAAAGCAUCUCCAGCCUCAACAGUCUGACCAGUUUGUCAAGUGUAGGCAGCUUGAAGGACCAGGAUGCCAAAAAGAAGAAGAAAAAGAGCUGGUUGAGAAGCUCCUUCAACAAGGCCUUCAGCAUUAAGAAAGGCGCCAAAACCUGCUCAGACAUUGAAGAAAUAGUCACACCUGACUCCUCCGCUCCAAACUCACCAAAGAUGCUUCACGAAGGAGCGGAUUCAGGAGAGAACGUGUCCCUCAAAACGUCCACGUCCGACAUCUCCUCAAAGAUCAUCGGGAUCACCGAGGAGGACGAAGGUGGCGAGAGGGCCGUGUCGGAGCUCCGCUCGGAACUGUGGGAGAAAGAGAGGGAGCUGACAGACAUCCGACUGGAGGCUUUAAAUUCCGCUCAUCAGCUGGAGCAACUCCGAGACGCUAUGGACAACAUGGAGUCAACAGUGGAAAGCCUGAAAGCAGAGAACGAUCAUCUGAAAAUCGGAAGUCACGGUCCCACCUCAUCCGCAUCGCAGCCUUCGGGGUUGGCCUCUUUCUUGGGGACAUCGCUGAGACAGCCAAUGUCCCUCACUAAGUCCUUCAGCCUGAGUCUGAAUGAUUCCAAAGGUCCAGACAUGUCUUCAGGCAACAUGUUAGGCUUAUCCACUCAGCCAGCAGAGGUGUGCGCGCAAGUUCUGGUUUGCUUUACGGAUCCAGCUGAGGAGCAGAAACAGCAGCAGGAACAUUACCUGGGAUCAGUCACGAUCGGCGAGAAGACCGAAUGGGCCUAUCUGGACUCCAUGAUAGCCAAGACAUUCAGAGAGUACCUCACUCAAGUGGACCCGACAGCCAGCCUGGGUCUCAACUGCGAUUCGCUGCACAUGUAUGAGCUGAGCCAAGGAGCACUAAGGGUCAUAGGAGGAGACAAACCUCACGCCUCACCGCAUCGAUGUCUCAGUGGCAGUCCGCCUCGCAUUUUUGUCACCCUGAAAGGUCUUGAAGAACAAAGUGUGGACUCCCUGGUAUUCGAGACCCUCAUUCCCAAGCCCAUGAUGCUGCAUUACAUCAGCCUUCUGCUAAAGCACCGGCGUCUGGUCCUCUCUGGGCCCAGCGGCACAGGGAAGACUUACUUGGCCCAGCGUCUGGCCCACUACCUCAUGCAGCGCAGCCACAACAACUUGCCUGAAGGGGACAGCGAGCCUUCCUUCAUGGGCCGCGGCACCACCGUCUCCUUCAACAUGCAUCGGCAGACGCAAAAGGAGCUGCAAUUGUAUCUGUCCAAUCUAGCCAAUCAGAUCGACCGACAGAGCUGCAGCGAGCAUCCGCUGGUCGUGAUCAUCGACGACAUCGGUGACGCCGCCGUCGUCACCGAGCUCAUUAACGGCGCGCUCACCUGCAAGUAUCAUAAAUGUCCUUACAUCAUCGGAACGACCAAUCAACCCGUGAAGAUGUCAUCGAACCAUGGACUGCACCUCAGCUUCAGGAUGCUUUCUUUCUCCAAUAAUGUGGAGCCAGCCAAUGGCUUCCUCUUGAGGUACCUCCACCGUAAAGUUGUGGAAGCCUACCAGAAGAAAGAGCAUGACGCGUCGCAGCACCAGGACCUCCUCUGCGUUCUAGACUGGGUCCCCAAGCUCUGGUACCACCUCCACACGUUUUUGGAGAAACACAGCACUUCAGAUUUCCUCAUAGGUCCUUGCUUCUUCCUGUCAUGCCCCGUGUCAGUGUCCGAGUUCAGAAAGUGGUUCAUUGACCUGUGGAACCACUCCAUCAUACCGUACCUUCAGGAAGGAGCCAAGGACGGCAUCAAGGUGCACGGCCAGAAGGCGGUGUGGGAGGAUCCUGUGGAGUGGGUGAGAGGGACCCUCCCUUGGCCCGGCGCACAGCAGGACCAGUCCAAACUCCAUCACCUUCCGCCACCAAGCAUAGGACUGCACAACGAAGAGAAGAAGCCCCCCAAAGACACGCCUCCGCCCAGCACGUUGGAGUCCGAUCCCUUGAUGAUUAUGCUGCUGAAGCUGCAGGAGUCGGCAAACAGCGUCGAGUCGCCGGAGCGAGACUGCAGCCCGCAUCCACUUUGAGGAGAAACUUCAACGAUAAUACCUUGCCUCAGCAAAAACAAACUUUGCAAGUCGGAGCGAUCACGAGACGUUUUUUUUUUCCCUCCACAAGCACGAAGACCAGUCCGGACUUGUGUUUCUCCCCAUUCUGGGUGCUUGCUCAACGCCAAAAUUGCACUUUAUUUCCAAUUUGUGACAACUGGACUUGAACGUGUCAAAGGAGAAUCUUGCAGUUAAGCAGUAAUACCGCUAGGUGGCAGCAGCUGCUGCUUCCACACCACAGCGUCAAUCAAAACAUGCGCAGAACAAAAAAGUGCUUGUUUAUGUCACCCAGACGAUUCUUGUUACCGUUUGAAAACUCUUUUUUGUGAUAGAUGCAUCUUUUGUAGGAUUUUGUACCAAAUCAUCUUCACUAAUAAUCAGCCAUGUGCAGCAAAUAUUGUCUCAUUUCAUACGUGGAGUCACAAAACCAAACGAGUGCUUCCGCUCUUGCUGCUUUGUUCAUCACAGACAUUUGACAUUUCUUUUUCACGGAUUAACAACUGGAAGUCUCCUUUUUCUUUAGCCCAUUUUUUAUGAUAACCAUAAGGAAGUGCCCCCCCCCCCCCCUCCAAUGUUCCUUCCAUGUUCUUGUACUUUGCAAACAAGGUGCUGACGUAAAUUGGAGACGCGAUGCCUACGUCUGCCUGUGCCUGAAAGCCCCGAUUGGCCUGAAACCAACCGCCUUUGUGUCGCUUGAAUGCACCACCCCGAGGCCUCCAUUUAAAAUAAGUUAUCAUAAGACGCGGCUCAUCACGAUUAUGAUUCGAACAUUUGCUUGGUCAGGUGGAAGACGAAUGGGCUGCUAAGACGUGUGUGAUUUCAUGAGUGUGGAAAAACUGGACAAACAAGUAGUUGAAGAAAUGUUUGCAGAUGACAUAAUGUUGCCAUUUUUCCGUGUUUCCCAAAGCUCUUACUUUGAUUGGACCUAUCGCGUUUGUUAAAAAAGAAAAAAAAAAGGAAAGAAAACGUUCCUCUUUUCACCUUGUUUUUAAAAACCUUUUCUUAUGCAAAUAUUUGUAAAUAUUUAUUUCUCUUUUGUACAUGACAUCACAGUUGUACACACUGUAAAUAGCCAGUGCAUCUGCGACAACAAUCCUGAAAAAGAGUGUAAAUGAAAAUGCGAACGGUUCUGAUUUUAAAGCGGGCUGAAGUUUGUACGGCAUUUUCCCGUAACCGCAUUACAUCGAGCUCCGGACAACAAAGUUCUACGUUUGGUUUUUAGACCUGUGACGUGUUGUCCACUUGAGAGGCAACUUUUUUUUUUUUUUUCCCCCAGCGUGCCUGUUUUAAGUUAAGUAUUUGUUUGCUACAUAUAAUAAAUCAUAUUUACAUUUAAGGUUAUAUUGACAUUUUCAAAUUGGAAGCAUAUUCAUGAAGAAUAAAGCUGUCUUCCCUUUUA
This is a messenger RNA of Syngnathus acus (greater pipefish), 8371 nucleotides long. RefSeq names its product neuron navigator 1-like. The transcript has 33 exons. Gene Ontology annotation, molecular function: ATP hydrolysis activity. Bases 262 to 6951 code for a protein of 2229 amino acids. The record is from RefSeq and is a predicted model, not a curated record. Gene Ontology annotation, cellular component: axon initial segment; microtubule cytoskeleton. Lineage: Eukaryota; Metazoa; Chordata; Actinopteri; Syngnathiformes; Syngnathidae. Gene Ontology annotation, biological process: microtubule bundle formation; neuron migration; nervous system development.